CUCUAACAAUCAGUUCACAUCCACAUCUCUAAAGUGAAACAAGUAAAGUUUCAAAACGAAUAUCAGAGUACGUUUACUAUGUAUUUACUUUUACUAGCGCUACUUUGUAUUUUUCAUCCAAUAACAUCCGAACAAAACCUCGUUGAUGGAAGACGAAGUUGUUUCAAUACACCGCGUUCUAUUUUGGACAAUCGGUCUUUUUUAGUACGGGACUUUUUGGGUCGUGAGAAAUCUCACGAUGUACGUCUAACUGCUACAGAAUAUGCGCGGCGUUCUGUUACUAGAAAAUCUGAAGUUAAUCGCAACGUAAGACAAACUUUGAAAUACGAACAUGAAGCAAUUAGAACACAAAAUGACCUGCCCCAUCAUAUUGACCGCUUCGCCCACAACCGUAAUACAGAUGAAAGUAUCGUUAAUCGCUACCGUCUUCGUGAUUCGCAGUAUUUUAGACCUCAGAUCACAACAAACAUAAUCGAUAGCAGACGUAAUAUUAUAACUUCGAACGUUGAUAGAAGCCGUCGUGCUGUAAACAGGGCUGACAUACGAAAACAGGUGCACAGAAUGCGAACCUUUACCGAGGGCAGAGAUUUUAGAGCAGAAGCUAGUCGUACAGAAUCCCGUAGAGAUGCCAACAGCCGUGGAGAUAGUGCAUUCCAUUUAUCAAAUGAAUCUAUAUUCUUUAGACAAACCAGACAUAUCAACGAACAUAGGAUACCAAAUUCUAUUCGAAACAAUAUUCGCAUUAUUUCAGGGCGCUCAACCGAACGCACCUCGACCUCACAACAAGCUAAUCCUAGAAGCAUUCAACUUAAAGACCAUACUAGGACAGACAAACAAAUAACAAUUGAAUCCAGGCGUAAUAUUGUUUCACAAUUAUCGCCUACGAGAGGAAUAUCAUUGAGGCGCAAUAAUAACGAAAAUCUAAGAGUGACUGAUAACUUACGCCGAGAGAGUGUUCGUAGGGAAGGCGAUGCAACGAGAGUUAGAUUAUUCGCACGCAAUUCUGAAAAGCGAAACUUGGACCGCAAUCUUCAAGAGGCGACGAGAAUUAAUCAUGGAACAAGACAAGAACAAAAAAAUGUUAACAGCAUUGAAACAAAUCGUAGAUAUUUCAAAGAAAGGGAAAUAUUGAACAUUAGAAAUAAAAUUAGGAACACUGAUGAACAAAGAAAUCUAUACAGAGAAAACAGAAUGAACACUCGUGCAGUGUACAAGUCACUCAGUUCUGAUUUACUUGGCUUGGAGCGAGACUCAGUUGGAUGGAGAAAAACAUAUAGAGACUCUCGGAAUAUUAGAAAAAAUAGUCAAGAAUUAAGAACAAGACAAGAACACGCAGUUACCUCAUAUAAGGAUGGCAAACGUAAUUUUAAUAAUAACGAAGAACGCUCUGUUGCACGACGCGAUACUAGAUUUGACUAUAAUCGGAUGCUCAGAACAAGCGAUCGCGAAAUUCUAGAAUUACGCGUCAAUGAUAUUGCAAAUCGCAGAAUCAGAUCGGAGCGAAUCUUCGCAACAGAGAAUAAAAAUACUGCUACUUUAAAUUGGCAAAUAUUAUUCGUUGCUUUUCAAGGGAUCUACAUUUGCCAUAUCAUCUGGAACAUGUCGGCGGACAAAACAUCGGCAAAGAAAGAAAAAUUCUUCUCUUGGCUCACAACUAACGCUCUGAAGAUUGAUUAAACGGCUUGGUAUACUGACACAAUUCACGGAUAUCGUCAAAUACAAAAUUUAUCGAAUGUUUAUUCUCAUGUAGCCUAUUACUUACCUAUAUUAUGUAGAUCGUGUUAGAAAUAUAUAAUUAUUUAACGUUA
Messenger RNA from Leptidea sinapis, 1808 nucleotides. RefSeq lists its product as uncharacterized. The record is from RefSeq and is a predicted model, not a curated record. NCBI's taxonomy places the organism in Eukaryota, Metazoa, Arthropoda, Insecta, Lepidoptera, Pieridae. The coding region runs from base 79 to 1677 and encodes 532 amino acids. The transcript is spliced from 2 exons.